Molecule: messenger RNA, 413 nt
Organism: Pelagomonas calceolata
Lineage: Eukaryota; Pelagophyceae; Pelagomonadales; Pelagomonadaceae
Source: the annotation of a GenBank genome assembly
AUGGUGUAUAUAAACGCGAUAUGCCACCCUGGGCUGGCAGAAUUACCUCAAGUACAAGCCAGUCAACGUGCGUACUGGGGCACAGCUGGACGCGGUUCUGCUCAUAUUGAGGGACGUACGUCAAGAGAUGCAUUAGAUCACCUUUACUGGAUAAAUGACCUCGACGACAAUGAAGAACGACGAGGAAUCUUCAAAAUAAAUAAUACAGCAUUACUAAAAACGAAUGUCAUCUUGCAAAUUACAUGCUUCCCCAUCAAUCUGACUUUAGCAAGAAAACCACUGUUAUAUACGUGCUAAAACAGUACUUUAGGCAAAGGAGUAGACACAAGCGAGCCAGGGUAUGCUCAAGCCGCGCGGGUUCGUGCCCUGGGGCCUUCCAGGGCCAACCCGCGGGCGCCGCGGCGCCGCCGCGU